GUCAAACCCGUCCCGUCUCCUGUGCUGUUCCAGUGCCAGGAUAAUGACUGAGAACGACCGUUAGCCUGAAUACUCUCGUUCGUUUACACCGAUGAGAAAAACUGCUCUUUAAUUUGUUAUCGCUGGGUUUAUAUUCAGGAUGGGGAUGGUCUUUCCAACGGGCAACAUGUCCCUCAUCUCGGUGACUUUGGCGCUGCUCGCCAUCGUCCUCAGCACUUCUCAGGUCAGUGGGAACGAGGACUGUUUGUGGUAUGUGGAUAAAAACGGCACCUGGCACAAUGGCUUCGACUGCCCUCUCAUCACGUUCUGCUGUGGGAACUGCCACCGGCGCUACUGCUGCCUGGACGCCUUCAAGAUGAUCACAGAGAGGGAGCAGAAACGAUGCAUGCUCUUCCAGUUCAGCCCCACCACUUUAGCUGGCAUUGCCUCCUCCAUCCUGCUGUUUGUGGCCAUCAUUGCCACCAUGGUGUGCUGCUUCAUGUGCUCAUGCUGUUACCUCUACCAGAGAAGGCAGCAGCGAGGCAGGACACCUUAUGAUGCCCAGCAGAUCCCAAUGGCCAGCUACCCACUGGAGCCCAUGUACGAUGCUUAUGGAAAACCACUGGGCCCCUCUGAGUAUCCGCAUGCAGGUUAUCCAAUGGCACCCCAGUACCCUGGCAUGCCCCCCCAGUAUCCAGUGAUGCAGCCUGGACCGUAUCCACCACACCCGAUGGAUCCUGCGUACAGCCAGGCCCCUCCACCUUACUCUCCACCUCAGUAUCCUGGUCAUUGAUGGGCUCGUCUACAUACACACACACACACACACACACACACACACACACACACACACACACACACACACAGCGGGGAGACAACAACAGCUGAGAGACAUGACUGUUUCGAAAGAAGAAGGCAGCAACACUCUCGCACACUCAAACACAAACACACUCAAAUAAACACUACAGCUCGACUAGCAGUGGUUUGCCUGUGAAGUAGAAGGAGCCACUUUAAGGGUUUUUUUUUUUUUUUUCUCCAUUGUUUAUUUACAACGUUGUCCUACUUUACGUAGUAUUUACGUUAAUCAAAUUCUGUUCUGCAACCUGACGCCUGAUUGCUCUGGGCCAGUUUCACAGAGGGCGUCACGCCAUUCCCCCGAAAGUGAGGAGGUGUCCGGCUGGCGUCUCAACUGUGUGCUGCCACCUCUGCUCUCUGACACGCUCACCUCAGUGGCAGGGUGUUACAUAAAGGCAGGGCUCAUUACAUUCCAGAAGAGGGUUAAAAAAGGGAUUUACAACAAAGAUAAUGCACUCCCUUUUUAUACGUUAAAGGGGAAAAUUGCUGUUAAAUGUUAAAUUUUAACGGAUUGAUAAACUGCCUAAGACGACAUUCCAGGUCAUCUGAUCCACAUUCUCCAAAUAUGAUUACAUGAUGUCUUUAUAUCUGUAUCUGUUUUGUAAUGUGGUAGAGGCGAAUGUGAAAAACAAAUUGGAAAUAUGGGACGCAUGAUUGAUUAAACAGGUGACAUGUUUGGGUUAAAGGCAGAUACUGAUACUGCCUUAAGUUUGCUCGGAUGACCUAAUGGAUUUCAUGGUACUCCUAAUCCUGUGUAAGACGCUUUUAGUCACCUGUUAGUUUCAACUUUGUCUCUUCUUGACUAAUUACGUCAUGGUAAUAUAUUAGCUGCAUUGUUCUAAUGUAACAUCUCAACAUCAGCAUGCUACCCAGUCAAAGUUACCUGUCCCCUCCCGCUUCUUUUCUCAUUUUGAAUGAAUUAGAAAUGAGUUUUAAGAUUAAUCCCAUAAUGCCAGGUAGGAUGUUUUGUGGCAAUUCUUGUUUAUUUUCUUCUAACAUAUCAGGUCAGUGGAGCUGCAGGUCAUGCUGCUUGAUAAAGCAAAAUGUCCUGCCUUACAAUAAUUAACCAUGAAAGAAAAAACAAGAGAUUAACUAUUUAAAUACAUAUUUUGUAAAUCUGUUCUUCAGCUGAAUAUUUUAUGAUAAUGUAACAAGUUAUUUUAAAACAAUGUAUUGUUAUUGUAACAUAAGAUAUGAUGUUUUUGGCAUUUUGGCAUCUUUCCAUUUGGUAUUUAUUAUCAUUGAGGUUACCUUUUACUGUGAAUGGGUUCUCACCUUCUGGACUAAGCUACAAAGCCAAAAAUCACUACUGUUGAAAAAGCAGAUUUUGUUAACAACCUCUCUUUAAAGGUUUGACAUUUUGGGUGAUAUGCUUAUUUUCUCUCUUGCUCGGAGUUAGAUGAGACGACUGAUAUUUUACGUAGGUAAAAGUAGCAAUACCACAAUGUAGAAAUACUCAGUUACAAAAGUCCUACAUUCAAAAUUUUACUUGAGUAGAAGUACAAAUGUAUUGGCAGCAAACCUGUAAUUGUAACUAUUGUAUGUGCUGCUGGGUAGCUUAAUUUAUAAUACAGCAUGGUUUACUUGUUGAUUAUGUUUUGUAUUAAUGUGAAUAUGCAAAGCAGGAGCUAGAGCUAUCAAAUAAGUAUAGCGUCAUAUAGUGCUGAAAGUACAGUAUUUCCCCUGAAGUAAAAUGGAUACAGUUGAGUAAAGUACAAGUACAUCAAAACUGUACUUAAGUACCAUUCUUCCCAUUCUGCAACAUGGCAGAAUGGAAAGAAUGGGGAAAAACACCCAUUCUUCAGACUUGCCAAAAUUCACCAAGAUUUCAUUGCUAUCAGAAUUUCCCAAUUAUUCCAACAUGAAAUUAAAGGUUGGGGACUAACAUUACUGUUUUUUCUGACCCAGCUGCUUAUAAUUACGGUUUAAACAAUAUAACCUGAAUGCACCGGCUGCAAGGCAAUGGUUUAUUUCCCAGUCAAAAAAUAGUCCAGCACAUAAAGCUAUAUAAUAUGCGUAACUGUCAUUUAUGUACUUUACAUUGGGGUUGGGGGUACUAAGAGGUGGAUUUUGUUACCCUCAGAAAGAGCCAUCUGUUUCCAGUUUCAUUCUAAGAUCUGUAGUUCAGAGAAUUCACAUAAUAGAUUUAUUUACCAUUUAAAAAAAUGUGUUCUGUUAAAUAACACAUUUGAUUAAGUAAUUACAUGAGAAUAGUAAAAGGAAAUGCCUCGUGUUUAACAAAUGUAUUUGGUGGUAAUCAAAAUAUAUUCAGAAGUAGUCUAUAUAUUCACCUCAUAAAUCGUGACAUAUUUCUCUCCUGUACAUGAUAGUACAUUAGCUGCUUUUAACAAUAAAAAAAAGUAUCGGCCCUGGUUUUAACUUGGCAUCAGAUCAAAACCAAAUUUUGUGAUAAAACCCAGCUUUAUGGUUCGGGCGUGAGAAAGCAGAUAGGUGCAUUUCCCAAAAUGUCAAAACUAUUCUUUCAAAUAUUCUCUUACAGAUUUGGGCUCCAGUGAGGUCAGGGCCUGGAACCUGUGAAAUUAAUUUAUCUGUAAUUGGGUCUGGUUUAGCAUUUUGGUGCAGACGAAAACAGCCCUGUGCUCUUGUAAGAUGUAUGAACUGUAAAACACAACGUCUCUAGCAUGUGUUGUAUAUUUAACUGACUACUAAUACGUGAUGCCUGGAUUAUCUUUAUUUAGGUGUAAAGUAUCUCAACCUGAAAGCCAAAUGAGGCACAUAUUUAAAAAAAAACAAAACACUGUUAUAUCAUGCUGAUUAGAGAAGCCUGGGCUUUCUCAAACUUUUCCUUGAGACUUGUUUCACCUCUAAACCAUGCAAUGAAUCAGACAACAGUUAUUCCCGCUAGUUUACAGCAUAAAUUCGGUGGCGACGUCCAUGUGUACAGAUCUGUUGAGCCUCUGUAAAGCACAAAGAAAACACUGGAGUUCUCUUUGUAAGAUGCUUUACAUGUAGUUUGACCUAACAUUUGCUCAAUGAUGUUUUUGUUUAUUUGUGCUUCUAAACCAACUCCAUGAGUGUGUUUAAUGAAACUGACAUCAGUUGGCAAAGUAACUUGUCUAGAUAUGGCUUUUUGUCUGUCGUCAUAUGGAUGGUAUGACAUUGUAAUAUAAAGUCAGUGAAAAGUUUUUAUUUCUAUUAACAUAAAAUUUAAC
This is a messenger RNA of Seriola dumerili (greater amberjack), 4004 nucleotides long. RefSeq names its product shisa family member 4 (gene shisa4). The transcript is spliced from 5 exons. NCBI's taxonomy places the organism in Eukaryota, Metazoa, Chordata, Actinopteri, Carangiformes, Carangidae. The record is from RefSeq and is a predicted model, not a curated record. The coding region runs from base 140 to 772 and encodes 210 amino acids.